GUCUGAGAUAUCUCCUUGCAGGACCAAAUCUUCCUCGAUUGCGCCGGAUCCUCCGAUCAUCGGUGGUUAAUCCGUUGGGAACGAGAUUCUCAGCUGACAAGCGCAAUUGCAGUAGGAUUACUGCGACGCAUCCCACCGUGCUCCGAACUACCCGGCACAUGUCAGAAUAUAGCAAACGCUGCUUCUCCUGAGUUCGCUCGCAUUCUCCUCGAUCGUCUGCUUCCGUUGUCGAAAGAUCCUACAAGCAAUUGUCGUUCCAGUCCUCCGUCGUUGACCUCACCAAUACCCUCCUUCCGAACCAUAGAGUCCGAUCGCAUUGAUAGACGGUUGCAGCCUUCGCUCAAGAUGACCUCCGCUCCGACGCCAGAAAUGACCCCCGCCGAGGCCGAGUCGGUCUACUUCAACAACUACCCCCCACCCAAGUCCCUUCCCAAGCAUGAAGCCCUCGUGCGGGCUUUUGUCGACUACCAUGUCCAAGCGAACCGGCGCCUGGUUCUGGUGACAUCAGGAGGCACCACAGUUCCUCUGGAAAACCAGACCGUUCGCUUCAUUGACAACUUCAGCGCGGGCACGCGGGGUGCCGUGUCGGCAGAAUACUUUCUUCAGGAGGGGUACGCGGUGAUUUUCCUGCAUCGGCAGUUUAGUCUGCUGCCGUAUUCGCGGCACUACAGUCACUCGACCAAUUGCUUCUUGGAUUUCAUGGACGAGGAGGAAACCGGGCCGACGGCAGAUGGAUCGGAUCACCGGCCGAUCGUGGUGCGCAGUGAGUACCAGGAUCAGAUGCGGGAUGUGUUGCGAAAGUACCGGUAUGCGAAGCGCAACAACCUCCUGUUGCUCCUUCCGUUUACCACCAUCUCCGAGUAUCUCUUUGAAUUGCGGUCGCUGGCCCAGCUGAUGAAGCCCCUGGGGCCCAAUGCGCUGUUCUAUUUGGCGGCGGCCGUCAGCGAUUUCUUCAUCCCCAACGAUCGGAUGUCGGAGCACAAGAUUCAGUCAUCAGAGCUGCCAGAGCAUUUGACGCGGGACCAAGCGACCGACACGUCGGACAUCUACACGGGCGGGAUUGAGCCGCAACCGGCGUCGCGUAGUAAGAAACUGAUCAUUGAUCUGGACCCGGUGCCCAAAUUUCUGCAUCGAUUAGUCAACGGGUGGGCGCCGGAUGGCAGUAUGAUUGUGUCGUUUAAACUUGAAACGGACCCCAACCUGCUAGUGUACAAGGCGCAGACGGCCCUGCAGCGGUACGCGCACCACCUGGUGAUUGGGAACCUGCUGACCACGCGCAAAUGGGAGGUGGUGUUUGUGACUCCGGACCCCCCGCACGAGCGUUGGAUCCGGGUGCCAAAGUCGCGGCGCAGCAAGAGCAUUUCGGGCAGUGAGGCGCAGGUUGGCCUGGCGGAGGCCAAGCGGGCGGGCGAGUCCGCCCAGGAACCCAGUGGGGGCGAACCCAAGGACGAGAGCCUCGCGGCGGAGGGGGUGGAGAUUGAGAGUCUGAUCAUCCCGGAAUUGGUCCAGUUGCAUUCGCGCAAGAUUGCGAAACACCAGGCCGAGUCGUAGACGUGGUUGGCGGACCAAAAGUGAGACUAGUGCUGGGUUUCAGGCGGUUCUGAUGACGAAUGCAAUGCUGAGUUUUCAGAUAGAUUAAAGGGUCUAGUACUAUGCAGUAUACAAUGUUACAGACAGUAUACACGUACAGGUGGAUUAAUUGUGCCUUGA
Messenger RNA from Aspergillus ibericus CBS 121593, 1710 nucleotides. Its product is annotated as phosphopantothenate--cysteine ligase CAB2. Lineage: Eukaryota; Fungi; Ascomycota; Eurotiomycetes; Eurotiales; Aspergillaceae. Gene Ontology annotation, biological process: coenzyme A biosynthetic process. Bases 346 to 1551 code for a protein of 401 amino acids. Gene Ontology annotation, molecular function: phosphopantothenate--cysteine ligase activity. The transcript has 2 exons. The record is from RefSeq and is a predicted model, not a curated record. Gene Ontology annotation, cellular component: cytoplasm; nucleus.